Mugil cephalus (flathead mullet) is the source of this 1449-nucleotide messenger RNA. It is a transcript of the gene vbp1, whose product is annotated as von Hippel-Lindau binding protein 1. The transcript is spliced from 6 exons. Bases 59 to 646 code for a protein of 195 amino acids. Gene Ontology annotation, cellular component: cytoplasm; prefoldin complex. Gene Ontology annotation, molecular function: tubulin binding. Gene Ontology annotation, biological process: tubulin complex assembly; microtubule-based process; protein folding. The record is from RefSeq and is a predicted model, not a curated record. Lineage: Eukaryota; Metazoa; Chordata; Actinopteri; Mugiliformes; Mugilidae.
CUUGUGCGCAUGCUUGUACAUCAGGAAGGAAGGAAGGAAGGAGUAGUCUCUCUCCAAGAUGGCGGCGACCAUGGACAACAGCAAUGCCGCACAGGCGACAAAGAAAAAGCACCUCGGUAUCCCCGAAGCGGUGUUUCUGGAGGACGUCGACUCUUUCAUGAAGCAGCCUGGUAAUGAGACGGCAGACGCAGCUCUGAGGAGGUUGGACGAACAGUACCAGAAAUAUAAAUACAUGGAGGUCAACCUGUCUCAGAAGAAAGCCAGGUUGCAAAACCAGAUUCCACAAAUCACACAGACGCUAGAAAUCCUACAACACAUGCAGAAGAAAAAGGAAACCACAGAGCCCAUGGAAACUCACUUCCUGUUGGCCGAAAGCGUUUACUGCAAGGCUUUAGUGCCGCCCACCGAUAAAGUCGGCCUAUGGUUAGGGGCAAACGUCAUGUUAGAGUACGACAUCGAUGAAGCCCAGGCUCUCCUAGAGCAGAACCUCUCCACGGCAUCUCGAAACCUAGAGACACUCGAGGAGGAUCUGGAUUUCCUUCGAGACCAGUUCACCACCACUGAAGUCAACAUGGCACGAGUCUACAACUGGGACGUGAUGAGAAGGAGCAAAGAAAACCUAAUCAAAUCAGCAGACAAGUCUUAAUAUCGAUGCCUCACCUGCUAAAUAUCUCCCCUUAGUCAAUAAAAAAAUAAAUAAACCCCCUCCCCUCCAGGUCAUGUGUAUGUUCACACCAGAGCUUGGCUCAUAGGAGGCACGUCUGAAAUGUUACCUAGAAGUUGUGGCAUGUUCGAUUUGAUUUCCAGAUUGUCCAGCUUGACCAAGUCAAGCACUCCAAAUGAUUCGAUGUUGGUAUUUUCAGUGUACUUCCUAUUAAGCCGAGCUCAAACUUCCACCACUACUGUUUUCUGUUGAUUUGUUACUUUUUAAAGUAUUUUUUCAAGUAAAAACUAACAAAAAACAAAGGCUAUGAGGCAAUUUUUGUAUUCUUUUUAAUGAUUUCAGUGUGUUCCUGUCAUUUUUUGGGGGGCAGAAUACGAGUGAGGGUCCUCUUGCAUUGUCUUUUCCUCCCUGCAUUUUUCCUCCUUUCUGACCUGAGUCUUUUUUUCCUCAGCCAGCAACAACAUUCACAUACAGGACUUUUAGCUGAGUUACAGUAAAACCACAAUUAUACCGAGUAGAAUGCAGCUUGUAGGAUAAAGAUUAGCUCAACACAAGCAGAAUAUAAGUAGUUUUGCCUUGUGGCUUUGGUGGACUUCGGAAGGAUCAACUGCAGUCCUGCUUCAACCCCGCCGCUCCUCUUCCGUCCUUUAACCCUCCACACUCGACCAUCUCUUCCUCUUCGUCCUCCUCCGACUUUUUGCCGCUGUUCUGUCUGUAUUUAUUUGUCUCUCACUGUACUCAUUAAACAAUGAAUGAAGUAAAAGGAGAACAUUUGGGCAAAGAGA